AUGUUUGCCGAAAAGAAGUCUUCUCACUCUCCUAUUGAACUCCCCAUGCAAUGGGUUGCCAACAUGGACGUUGAUGUUCAACCCAAGGCUGCCCGUAAGACCUCCAUCAUCUGUACUAUCGGCCCCAAGACCAACAAUGUUGAAAAGCUCACUGAAUUAAUUGAUGCUGGUAUGAACAUUGUUCGUAUGAACUUCUCUCACGGUGACUAUGACUACCACAAGUCUGUCCUUGAUAACGCUCGUGCUGCUGCUGCUAACCGUCCCGACAAAGUGAUUGCUAUUGCCCUCGAUACCAAGGGUCCUGAAAUCCGUACAGGUAUGAUGGCUAAUGAUGUUGAAGUUCCUGUCACCAAGGGUCACGAAAUGAACUUCACUACUGACGAAAAGUACUUGAACGCUUGUGAUGGUGAAAACAUGUACAUUGACUACAAGAACUUGCCCAAGGUCAUUGAAGUCGGUAAGAACAUUUACGUUGAUGACGGUGUUCUCUCCUUCAAGGUUAUCUCUAAGGGUGACGACUUUGUUCGUGUUCAAGCCUUAAACAACGGUAAACUUUGCUCCAAGAAGGGUGUCAACCUUCCCAAGACUGCUGUUGAUCUUCCUGCUCUUUCUGAAAAGGACAAGAACGAUCUUCGUUUUGGUGUCGAAAACGGUGUUGAUAUGAUCUUUGCCUCUUUCAUUCGUCGUGCUCAAGAUGUCAAGGACAUCCGUCGCGUUCUUGGCGAAAAGGGUAAGAACAUCAAGAUCAUUGUCAAGAUUGAAAACCACCAAGGUAUCAUCAACUUUGAUGAAAUCCUUGCUGAAACGGAUGGUGUCAUGAUUGCCCGUGGUGAUAUGGGUAUUGAAAUCCCUUGUGAACGUGUCUUUGUUGCUCAAAAGAUGAUGAUUGCCAAGUGUAACUUGGUUGGUAAGCCCGUUGCUUGUGCCACCCAAAUGCUUGAAUCCAUGACCUACAACCCUCGUCCUACGCGUGCCGAAGUGUCUGAUGUUGCUAACGCUGUUCUUGACGGUGCUGAUCUUGUCAUGCUUUCUGGUGAAACCGCCAAGGGUUCUUACCCCGUUGAAGCCGUUCAAACUAUGUCUACCACCUGUAGCUUAGCUGAAAGCGUCCUCUGUUACGCUCCUCUUUUCAACCAAAUCCGUGGUUUGACUCCCUGGCCCACUGACACCACGGAGACUGUUGCAUGUGCUGCUGUCUCUGCUGCUGCUGAACAAAACGCUGGUGCUAUCAUUGUCCUCUCCAAGUCUGGUCACUCUGCUCGUCUUGCUUCCAAGUACAGACCUGCUCAACCCAUCAUUCUUGUCACCCGUGAAGAACAAACUGCUCGUCAAUCUCACCUUCACCGUGGUGUCUUCCCCUUCGUCUACACCAAUGAUGUUGCUGCCAAGUGGGAUGAAGAUGUUGAGUCUCGUAUCAAGUGGGGUAUUCAACAAGGUAAGAACUCUGGUCUUAUCAAGUCGAACGAUCCUGUUGUCGUUGUCCAAGGCUGGAAGGGUGGUUUGGGUAACACCAACACCUUGCGUGUACUCAUUGCUCCUUAA
This is a messenger RNA of Gilbertella persicaria, 1542 nucleotides long. Its product is annotated as pyruvate kinase. Gene Ontology annotation, molecular function: pyruvate kinase activity; potassium ion binding; magnesium ion binding. The record is from RefSeq and is a predicted model, not a curated record. Gene Ontology annotation, cellular component: cytoplasm. Gene Ontology annotation, biological process: glycolytic process. NCBI's taxonomy places the organism in Eukaryota, Fungi, Mucoromycota, Mucoromycetes, Mucorales, Choanephoraceae. The coding region runs from base 1 to 1542 and encodes 513 amino acids. The transcript has 3 exons.